Molecule: messenger RNA, 1534 nt
Organism: Nilaparvata lugens (brown planthopper)
Lineage: Eukaryota; Metazoa; Arthropoda; Insecta; Hemiptera; Delphacidae
Exons: 2
Coding region: 242-1300 (352 amino acids)
Source: RefSeq, a predicted model, not a curated record
CUUUCAUGCGCCAUGAAACAGUGUACAGUAGCGACCUUGGGACAAGUUCCCGUUUCCCGGCGCAGCCGCGAGGCUUUGCGGUCUAUACAAUCAUUACUGCUCUAGUGUUCUCAAAGUCGCGCAACAAACAGCAUCUUUAAUAUUGUUGUGCUGCGUCGUUUUAUUGCUUGUCGGUGCAGUUUGUUGCUUGUAUUUUGAAACAUAUCAUCUGUUGAAAUUGUUUAUAAGAUUAUUGUUUGGAAUGGAGUGGAAAAGAUCUGGAGUACUCAAACUUAUUGAACUUUUCAAAAGAGAGCCAGUGCUGUGGAAACUUUCCCAUCCAAAUCACAAAAACUUCAAUUGUAGGAUCGAAGCCAUGAAAAGGAUUGCAGAAGAGAUGGAGACCACGCCUUCCGAUGUAGAAAAGAAGUUGCAUACGUUGCGAUCGCAGUAUUUGAGGGAGAAAGUGAGAAUAGUAAGGAGUAAAAGAGUUGCUACAUGUGCUAGUGAAAUUUACACUCCAAAAUGGCAGUAUUAUAAAAUACUGAGUUUCCUGCCUUCAACGAGCAAGCCUGAAAACACAAACUCAAUAAACUUGGUGGAGAAACUUGUUAAAGAUGUGAUCGAUGGUACCAACUCUAUACCAGAGGCCGAAAUUGAAGGAGAUGCAAAUAAUUCUAGUAUUCCAAGUCAAGCUCAGUUGUUUGGUGAGUUGGAAAAUGGAUCCCCAAGCCCCUCUCCACAAGUCUCUGCAUCUAAGAGUCGCAAACGAAACCCGGACUCAGAAUUGAGUGGAAUUGAAAAGAAAAUCAAUCUCUUGAUGACAUCCAGUGUGGGUAAAACUAGGGAUGAAAAUAUCUCUUUUGAUGAUUUUGUAGCUGAAGAAGUAACACCGACGAUUCGCAAACGAAACCCCGACUUUGAAUUAUUAAGUGGACAUAAGAAGAAAAUGAGUCACUCAUAUGAUGUAAUGACUUCUAAUUCAGGUAAAGCUAGGGAUGAAGAUACUUGUUUUGGUGAUUUUGUAACUGAAGCAUUGAAAAAACUGCCUGAUAGGAGAAUGAAAGCUUGGGUGAGAAGUAAAAUCACCAACAUUCUUUUCGAAGCGGAGUUUGGAGGAGAAUCUUCUCAACCUCAUUUUCAGCCUCAUCCAAUGAGUUCGACCAACUUUGUCAACUCCUCACAACAAAUGCAACAUUCCAGCCAACAUCAGUCUCCUUACAAUAGCCCAAACAGUUCAUAUGCAUCUUCCCACUCCCCCAAAACAAAUGACCUCUUUAAGAACAACUCCCCUUUACAAAUUCAAAUUACUCCUGAUUGAUAGGCCAUCUACCUCUAAGAGGUGACUAUUCUAAUACCUAAUUCGACAACAUAUAACAUGCAAUGGUCAGCAAAAACCAACAAAAUGGUCAUGAAACGAAACAAUUAUCAUGUUUUUCCAACAUUCAUUACUUUUUAUACAUAAUUUGCUUACAAGUAUAAAUAAUUAUUAUUUAAUGCUCUCAGCUCUUCAGAAUAUAUUUUCAUAUUUUGUAUAACUUUAAUAAAAUGUAAA